This is a messenger RNA of Sitodiplosis mosellana (orange wheat blossom midge), 618 nucleotides long. RefSeq names its product thioredoxin-1-like. NCBI's taxonomy places the organism in Eukaryota, Metazoa, Arthropoda, Insecta, Diptera, Cecidomyiidae. Bases 103 to 474 code for a protein of 123 amino acids. The transcript has 3 exons. The record is from RefSeq and is a predicted model, not a curated record.
GAAAUUACAGAGGAGGCUGAAUUCGAUGAACAACUACGGGAAGCCGGUGACAAAUUAGUCGUUGUAAACUUUCAUGCCACUUGGUGUCGAUUGAGCAUAAAGAUGAGACGAGUUUUGGAAGAAACAGCCAAAUUAUAUAAUGCGUCAGAGCUCGUCGUGCUUAUGGUUGAUAUUGACGGAUUCCAAGAAUUAGGUGGACAAUACGGAAUCAAAUUAUUACCGACGUUUAUUCUCUUCAGGAACACUAAAUGGAUUAAGUUUAUUGUUGGGGAUAAAACAAAAGUGCUUAACGAAUCCAUCCGUUUAAACAUUAAUCGCGUUAAUAGCAAGAAGGACGAUGAACGUGUUGAAUUGAGCACUGAAAACUCACAGAGUUCAUUGGAUAAUGUUACCAAGGUGGACGAUGAAAGCGUCGAAUCGAGCACUCAAAACUCCAACAAUUCACAGAUUCUUAAUAUGGUUAUUGCUCUUUAAAAAAUCGAAAUCACGAAACAACAAUGGCUAGAAAUACAACCAACGAUAAAAAUUACUGACUAAAUUUUUUCAUCGUGUUUUAAUGUUAUUGUUUACAUAGAAGCGCAAAUAAACAAUAUUUGAAUAAACUAUUUAAAAAUUGCA